AUGCAGGCGAGUUUCACAAGCUCACUGAAUUUCCUCUAUUUUAGCUUCGUGAAAGCGUCGGGAUCUGCGACCGAUGCUGCAGGCGCUGCGAAUCAAAAAGUUCCAAUACGCGAUGGCCCUCGGAAUGAUGACGGCAGCUCCGAAACUCCCCAGCCCAACUGGCGGUCUGAGAGAUUUUGUUGGACUCUUGUUACUGCGCCACCAAGUUGUCUAACCGAGACUGAAGACAUAAGUCUUCUGCCUGCAUCACAAGUGAAGCAAGAUAUCAGUUGGUUCGCGUAUAGCAGCGAUUCGCCCAAUUUCAUGCUUUUCGUUGCGUGCUGGACAGCCUUCAUCGCAACUCCCUAUCUUGCCUUGGCGCCAGUAUUCUUCCCCCAGUUGGCGCAUCGGAUCGUCAUCCCAGCUGUCGAAGUGAUUACCAUGAUAUUCUGGUUCGCAGGAUUCAUCGCCCUAGCUGUAUUCCUUCCACCAGCAGAAGCCUGUCACUGGAGCCGUUGCAGCGCAUUACAGGCCGCAACCGUGUUUGGUGCACUCGAGUGGGUACUAUUUCUGGUUACUUCCGUUUUUGCUGUCCUCGGCAUUUCGCGUACCCGGUCCAGCUCCAGUACGAAGCCCACCCCUAACGAUCAUACCCACGUUGGCGUCUAA
Aspergillus niger is the source of this 648-nucleotide messenger RNA. RefSeq lists its product as uncharacterized. Gene Ontology annotation, cellular component: membrane. The transcript has 5 exons. Lineage: Eukaryota; Fungi; Ascomycota; Eurotiomycetes; Eurotiales; Aspergillaceae. The coding region runs from base 1 to 648 and encodes 215 amino acids. The record is from RefSeq and is a predicted model, not a curated record.